AUGAAAUGGUACCAUACUCACCAUCAUGACCAUGGAGAGAAAGAGGCUUCAUCCGACAUUAACAAUUCUUUCAUGACAUCAUCAUCAACUUCUUCCUACUUGUUGAUUCUGUUAAAGUCUAUUAGAAAUUUUCUUGAAACGAAUCAUCAAAUGGAUGAUUUAGAUAUGGUCCAAGAUGAUUACCGACCUUCAUCAUCAUCAUCAGCAUUCAAUAAUAAUCAAAGAACGCCAACCUCUCAGUUUUCUUCUCCCUUUCCCGAAUAUAUCCCUUUCGUGUAUGGACUCAAUUCUACAACAACGAAAGAACAGGACACACAGAAAUGUAUCACUUACCUCUCGCUGUAUGGGUUUUGGGUUCCCUUUUUGUUGGUCAUGGUCAUAGCCUUAUUGAUUUUAAUGAUUCGUCGAUGGAAGAAGAUGGUGCUGAAUAAGCGUCUCAUGUAUCUCCUCAUCUUGGUUCUCAAUAUGAAUCAAUUGUUUUGUAUGCUGUUUGGAAUUGUUUAUGCUAUCUGUUCACUGCUGGAAGCAGAGGAGGUCAUUACAAUGACAUUCUUCAUGUUACACUACGAAGGAGUGAUUGCAAGUUUGGGCUUGACCAUCUUUUGUAAGACAAUGUCCACUCGAGUCUUGUACAUGAUCUUUUUCAAUAAGGAGCAAUCAUGGGUGCGGGAAGGUCAAUUGAAAUGGAGAAGAAGAUUUGUCAAAAUGAUUGGAAUAAUAGUGACAAUAUUUGGAAUAACAACCUUGUUGAUUGUCAUGCCAACUGUAUGCAUCACAGCGACUGCUUAUUAUUAUCCUGGAGUGAACCAAGAAAUGGCUAGAGAAGCAGCCGUUGAUCGAUUCUUAUCAGAUGCACUUGUUGGAUUGUUGUACAUCAUUGUCAUGACGUUUAUAGGCAUUGUGAAUGGUGUUCUUGUCUUGGCGCUCGUGAGAAAAAUGAUGUCACAAAACUCACCGUUAGCAAGUACAGCUGCCAUUGCACAACGCCAAGCAGCUUGUCGUCGAGUUUUAUUGCUAAGCGCUGGACAGUUUUUUCUAGGGCUUGCCAUGGUUAUUUCAGCCCUUAUUCUAGUUUUUGCUUUAUUUAAUCGAUAUUUGAUCAUUGUUUCAUCAUUUUUGCAAACCUUCAAUAUUGUUGUGUUUUCUCUGGUUGUGGUAUUUUCAUUUGGACCAUUGGAUUUUAUUGUAGCUGAGGGACUAAGGAAGGUUUCACAUCGUCGUUUGGAAAAGCUCAAUUCCAAAGCAACUAUUACGAGAACAACUUGCAGUUCGGAUGUUGCAACUUCCAUUCGAAAUGACAUUAAAGGCGACGAAGAACUACAAAGAAGACCAAGUGACUUUUGUGAUGUAAAGCUGUCUCGAACAAGUAGUGUGACAGCUCGACAAGGCUCUUUAUCCUCCUCAAGGAACAGCAACAAGGACUUGCGUGUCGUUGUGACCAUGUCUCCCUUCUCUCCAGGUGUGGUAUCCGAAAGUGGAGAAGGUGUUCCAGAGUUAUCUUUUCCGCCCACCACUCCUUCAGAAUUUCUAGAAUCUUCAAUCGUAUAG
Naegleria fowleri is the source of this 1548-nucleotide messenger RNA. RefSeq lists its product as uncharacterized. Bases 1 to 1548 code for a protein of 515 amino acids. The record is from RefSeq and is a predicted model, not a curated record. Lineage: Eukaryota; Heterolobosea; Eutetramitea; Acrasida; Naegleriidae. The transcript has a single exon.